CCCUUACGUUAUGGGCUGGGCUGCUCACUGCUUGGCAUUUGCAUGGAUCCAGCGAGCCAAAGAGGAAUUUCCCAGAUAGGCGAUAUUUGUGGAUUUUCUGAUACUUAUGUGACUUAUAAACCAGCUGUCUUUCUACCCUGGAGGGGCACACGGCAGACAAAAUUACAACUAUUCAAAUCGAUCAAGAGAUCGCAUUGUCUCUAUAUCUCCUGGUGUAUCCACGUCUCAAAGCGACUGUCGCCAUUCAGACGUAUUGAUUGAUGUGCCGCUUUCUUCCAGGUUCCCCUCUAGCUCUUCAUAUCCUCCACCCGAAUCAGUCAGGGGCCGCAUCGAUGGCUGUGGCAUUAUUGUUCGGUUUAUUGAGGGCGCUCGGGGAAAAUCCCAGCUUCCAGAAGCAAUGGGUCGAACUUUCGCCCAUCACGAUUCACGAAACAUCGGCCAGUGUCGCGCGGUCUUGUCACUACCUAGUCACUACGCACCGCUACUGGGUGAUAGUCGGGUUCACCCUUGGGGAGGCGACUGCUCAGUGGAGUCCGAACCAGACUUUGAGUUACUCCAUUGUACUAUUUAUAAGUCGAUGUCCUCUCAAUUCUAUUUCCCCCCCUCUCCUCCUGCCGUUUCUUCGUAUUCCCCCGGUCGCAAUGGCAGCUCGAGUUUAUUUGACUUUAGAUAGAUGCGAGAUGCGGAGAAGAGCUGCCAUGGAGUGGCUGUUGGCGGUGCUUCAUGUUUCUCUAGGACUGCGUUUCUGCUGCAUGGUUCCUUGGACUAAAUCACCACCACCACUACUCCGUACUCACUAUUGACUUACUGAGUACUACUAAUCGCUGGGCGCUGCAGGUCGGAUGCCCAGUAAGGGACGCGCCGUGGGAUUUCUCUUCCGACCAGUUAGGCACCCCCGUUGAAUAGUUUACAACUUAACUCUUCGCAGUGGCCCCUUUCAAGCAAU
This is a messenger RNA of Aspergillus brunneoviolaceus CBS 621.78, 946 nucleotides long. RefSeq lists its product as uncharacterized. Bases 261 to 803 code for a protein of 180 amino acids. The transcript has a single exon. The record is from RefSeq and is a predicted model, not a curated record. Lineage: Eukaryota; Fungi; Ascomycota; Eurotiomycetes; Eurotiales; Aspergillaceae.